AGAAUGUUUUUCGUAAUUGACGAAUCUGCUGUUGUUCGUUCACAUCUGGAGUCACAAUUUAUCACAGACAAUAAACCAUAAACACCGACUCAAAAGUAAAUUCACCCAGCCUAUAUUCAUGUGCACAUGUUCUAUCAAGUUGAGAAAAUGUUCUUAGUGUUAACGAUUGAGGAAGAGGCACCACUUUCACUUCAAGCCUCCCCUACCGACGGAAGUCUUUAUUUACCGUGUAAUCCGAGAUGAUACGGAAUAAUCUGUUCUCCGAAAACACAAACGGUGGCGUUAGGUAGAAAGUUAUAGGAAUUGAAAGUUACCACUUUUUAGGUAUGGGAAAUCACGUGAAACAUUAUGAUGUGACUCCAGCUGUUCAUCUGACUCAAACUGAAACCUGCUGCGGAUUUCUUCAGAGAUGUGGUUUUAUUUAGAGAAACAGUUUGUAGGGCCUAUCUAUCUUGUCUUCCUUUUUCCGGCUGCAGUCGGCAUCCCGGAUGCUGGCGACGGUUUGUCAGGUGUUGAUAAAGUGUCAGUGAUGGAGGGAGAUUCUGUUACUCUAAACACCGGUGUUGAAACAACUCAACAAGAAGAGAUAAAAUGGUAUUUCAGUGCCACACUCGUCGCUCAAAUCAGUGGAGAUCUCAGUUAUAACUGUACAGAUGUUCAGUGUAAUAAAGAUACUGAGUCAUUCAGAGACAGACUGAAGCUGGAUUAUCCGACUGGAUCUCUGACCAUCACAAAUAUCAACACAACACACUCUGGAGUUUAUGAACUGAAGAUCAUCAGCAGCAGAAUCGGUGGAAAUAUUUUCAAUGUUACUGUUUAUGGUGUUUCUGCUGCUGAACGAGAUGAAGUGAAGAAAAAGUCUGUGAAGGAGGGAGAGUCUUUUACUUUUGAUCCUGGUGUAAUAAGAAAACCAAGUGAUGUGAUGAUGUGGUAUUUUAAUGAUAUUCUCAUCGCUGAAAUCACUGGAGAUCAGAGUCAGAUCUGUACAGAUGAUCAGUGUAAAGAGAGAUUCAGAUACAGACUGAAGCUGGAUCAUCAGACUGGAUCUCUGACCAUCACACACACCACAAACACACACUCUGGAGAAUAUACACUACAGAUGAUCAUCAACAACAGCAGCUUCAGCAUCAGCAGAGUGAAGAGAUUCAAUCUUACUGUCAUUGGUUCAGGUCUGUCUUCAGGAGCUGUAGCAGGAAUAGUUGUUGCUGUUGUUUUGCUGGUUUCUGCGUGUGUAACUGCUGGUGUGUUUUACUAUCGUCACCACUGUAGGCGUAGAUACACACCACCCUCACAGACCGAGAGUGAUGAUGACAUGUGAUAACUCACCAUGUGAUCUGAAUGACACUUCAGUCUGAGGAGAAGGACGAGUCCUUAAAGGGAUACUCCACUUUUUUUUGGGGAAAUAGGCUCAUUUUACAACUCCCCCAGAGUUAAAAAGAAUAUUUUUUUAAGAAUAUCAGUAACCGGACAGUUUCCGGUCUCAUUGAAUUCCAUAGUAUAUUUUUUUCCUACUAUGGAAGUCAAUGAGACCAGAAACUGUCUAUUCUUCUAAAUAUCAGAAAAUC
This is a messenger RNA of Pimephales promelas (fathead minnow), 1565 nucleotides long. RefSeq lists its product as uncharacterized. NCBI's taxonomy places the organism in Eukaryota, Metazoa, Chordata, Actinopteri, Cypriniformes, Leuciscidae. The record is from RefSeq and is a predicted model, not a curated record.